Molecule: messenger RNA, 2145 nt
Organism: Neoarthrinium moseri
Lineage: Eukaryota; Fungi; Ascomycota; Sordariomycetes; Amphisphaeriales; Apiosporaceae
Exons: 1
Coding region: 1-2145 (714 amino acids)
Source: RefSeq, a predicted model, not a curated record
AUGGCGCCGUCCGUCUCAACAACCAGCGACUCGCAGUCGCAUCCCUCGGAGAAGGCUGAGGUCACUCCCGAGCUGCGCAUGCAGCGUCUUCAUAACUGCUGGCCCAUGUUCCAGGACGACGAUCCAAACAUCCAAGGCUACAGCGCCCUGCUGGUCGUAGCCAGAACUAUAUACAGCUAUCUUCCAGAUGCGCUGUGGCCCCCCUAUGGCAACGAAUCGCUGCAGAUGCUGCAGGUCGCACGCAAGAUGAUCCACGAGAGGAACUGGGCGUCCGUGUCCGUCUCGAAGAAGACCGCCAUUCACGAACUGGUGGAUGCGCCGGGUGAUCAGCCCGAGAAAAUCACGUUUCUUGCUCUGAUGAAUAACGAACAUAUGAUCAACAGGUUCUGGUCCCGCCAGGAUUUUCUUCUAUACCAACCACUCAUCCUGUUCAUGAGGCCGGGCGGCAAUAAAUGGGAGAAGGCCACGCCUUCCGAACCCCGUAUAGUAGCCAAGCACUCCCUCGUCGAGUGGGAUGGCUCGACUCCGCUGUCAGAUCACAUCAGUAACCUCUUUGGCUACUUCAGACACGAGGACGGCUCCGCAACGAUACGGUUGUCGGCGAUGCCGUUCCUCGUCCGAGUGCUCUUUACGCCGCAGCAGCGCCGGGGCACACCGCCCGACUUUCGUAGUGUACAAAGAUUCACUAUCCGCUCCAGGAAAUGGGCCAGAACCGAAAGCGGCCGACCCGAACUGCAGCUGAACACCAGCGAGUACGUGUUGAAGGCUGCAGUCAAGACGAGAUCGACCCCAGCUGGGGCCGACUUUGUGCGGAUAUACGGCGCCAAGGGUGAGAACAUCCUGCCGCCCCCCGACGCCGAGCCGAUUGUCGAGAAUACCUGGCGCAUAGGCCAAGAGGGAACCUUUGCCCUGUUCUAUAUCAAGACUAGCGAUAGACGACCGGUAGCCCAGACGCGUGAGUGUGCCGCCGAGACGGCCGACGCCACGCUGUUCCGCAUGGCAGCGCGAGACAAGCUGUCGACGAGCAGCAACGACUGCACCAGCAAGAGCCUCGAGAGUAUACACCAGAUCGAGCCCGCCCAGCCGCCCGUCGGCAAUCCUGUCGUACGUGAGCCGAGCUCCCCUGAGCCCACGACCGACGCCGUCGAAACGGCGGACCACCCGUCGCUUUUCGCUCCGAGCACUUGCGCCUUCCCAGCUGCAUACCCUGGGUCCCAGGAUUCCGGUGCCUUUUCUGGGCUGCCAGUUUCAGUCGAGGAUUGGGACGAGACACAGCGUGCGCCAGGUUCGGCCAGUCUUGGUGCUGUUGGGCUCGCCGAUCGCACAUUCGACAGCGUCCCGGAACUCUCGACUACCAUCGCCGGGAUGGAUAGCUUAUUCAACAUAAACGCUACAUCUAUGUCUCAGAACGAGAUCUUUGAGGCCGAAUGGGAACGCAGCCGCUCAGCUUCCCCCGAGCUUGACUCGAUAGCCAUGAUCCCAAAGAUCAAGCCAAGUAGGGCGGUGGGUCCGGAGGGCAGAUACGAGACUGCUACCCCGGCCGAGACGCGAGGACGUCAGGGACCCGAUAUCAGCGAUUCUAGAAACCAUAGGUCGCCGAGACCCAGCCGACAGCCAUCUCCCGACCACGAGAGGCGCCGGAUCGAAGACGCCGAGAGACGAGCCGCGCGCGCAGCCCAGGAGGCGUACGCGAAGGUGAUGAGAGAUGCCGGGGUAUCCGAACCUCGGUGGCGCCAGAGCUAUCACGGACGCAGUCCGUCCCCAAGCCGCUGCAGACCGCCGACCCGAGAGCACAUGGGACCGCGUUCUCCGGCCGGCUUCGAUCGCAGUCGUCGUCCCACGGGACCUGUGGAUUAUGAUGAGAGGCAACUGAGCUAUGGCGGUGAGUCUUAUAACGAUCGUCGUGCUGAUGCUGCCUCAAGACCCUCAGGGGGCUGGAAUCGAGGCCCCGGACGCCAGAGGUUUUCGAAUUUCGACCAACCUCGCCGACACGACGUAUACAGGCCGAGUAGCAGCUCCGGCUACGCGCGGUCGCCCGACUUCAACUCGCGACGUCAGUCUCGCCAGGACUUCUCAAGACACCGAAGCCGUUCACCCCGCCGGCGUGGCCACAGUCCGAAUGAUCGCAGCCGGUCACCCCCCUAA